AUGUCGCUCAGUGAACAUCGAGACACCUACCACACAUCGAGGUCCAUCGCCAUGGAAUUGCAGCCUAUUUCCAAACUCCGGCCUGAGAAGAAUCAGGCGAAAACCCGUACCAUCUUUACCUUCACCCAUAAUGUCGCCUCUAUCGGUGCUCUAGUUGUACUCCUCUACGGAUUUAACGACCAGCCGCUGCCCAACUGGCCAUCGGGCAUCACUGUCAACACGGCUGUCGCGUUUAUAUCGACGGUGGCAAGAACUGCGUUCACCGUCCCGGUAGCUGAGGGGCUGUCUCAGUGCAAGUGGAAUUGGUUCAAGAAGAAGCCGCGACAUUUAAGAGAUUUCGACCUAUUCGACUCGGCUUCUAGAGGGCCUUGGGGCUCAAUGAGCCGGUUGAUUCGCACAAAAGGAUGGGGAGUUGGCAUUCUCUCAGCUAUUUUACUCGUGUCCGCUGUCGCUACGUCGACCUUAACUCAGUCCGCUAUUUCGUAUCCGGAGCGAAACAUCACAGAUGUCACGGAUCUGCUCACAGUAGCUAAGAAUGAGGAUUCCACAACAUCAAUAACGCUUCCCAACGGGGUUAACAUGACAGUCAAUGCUACUGAGCGCGUAAUCGUUGAGUCGAGAGAGCCAAUAUCUGAUUAUAACCCGGAUAUUUUCCUGUCUAGCAUAUUUAAUUACUCUGUCAUCCAUUGGGAUGCUGGCAAACCCCCUCGAGCAGCCGACGUAGUCAUGCAUUGGUGUGUCAACACAUACGACGCAAAGAUGGAAAACAACAAGCUCCAAACGCCACAGAUCUCAUCACAUACACAGUGCCAGAGGUCGACUGGAGGGGUCUAUGCUGAUGCCAUCGAGCUGAGCUCACAGGCCGAGAACGUCAUGGAUUACGUUGUAGGAGGGGUCUCGAGGUUGCGGAUCACCGGCGUGCUACGAGAGGCAAUCACCGGCGAGAGUGCCAGAGAUCCAAUGAAACGUAUCACCACGGGCAGCGAUAGGCUUCUGCAUGCCAUGGCCGAAAUCAAGUUCGAGUACGACGGCAGAGUUGAGGAAGACCGUCCAACGGAACAAGAGCUGCAAGAUAUCUGGUGGGACGCUAUCGACAGGAUGGCGCGCAACAUUGAGACAGGCUUGAUAAAUUUGUGA
Colletotrichum aenigma is the source of this 1137-nucleotide messenger RNA. RefSeq lists its product as uncharacterized. Lineage: Eukaryota; Fungi; Ascomycota; Sordariomycetes; Glomerellales; Glomerellaceae. The record is from RefSeq and is a predicted model, not a curated record. The transcript is spliced from 4 exons. The coding region runs from base 1 to 1137 and encodes 378 amino acids.